AUGUAUACUGUGACUGCAUAUGCAGAUGCUUCCUUCCCGCCAGGAGCUGAGGCUUCUGCAUCGCCGGGAGCUUCUACACUUCCGGGAGCUGAGGCUUUUGAGCCGGGAGCCGAGGCUUCUUCUGCAACGGAGGAGCAAAUUGCUUCUGGUCCUGCAAGUGCUUCUGGCCCAGCAAGUGCUUCUGGUCCGGCGAGUGCUUAUGGCCCUACAAGUGCUUUCGGUCCUGCAAGUGCUUCUAGCGAGAAAGAAAAAGAGAAAGAAAAAGAGAAAGAAGCUAAGAAGGACGCCAAGAAAGAAGCUAAGGACGAAAAAGAAGCCAAGAAAGACGCCAAGAAACAAGAUAAGGACGAGAAAGAAGACGAGAAAGAUUCAAAGAAAGAAAUUAAGGAUGAGAAAGAAGUCGAGAAGGAUGCCAAGAAAGAAGCUAAAGAUGAGAAAGAAGCCGAGAAAGAUGCCAAGAAGGAAGCUAAAGAUGAGAAAGAAGCUGCGAAGGAUGCCAAGAAAGAAGCUAAGGCCGACAAGGAUGCCAAGAAAGAAGCUAAGGCCAAAAAGGAUGCCAAGAAUAAAGAUAAGGAAGAGAAAGAAGCCAAGAAUGAAGAUAAGGACGAGAAAGAAGCUAAGAUCAGUGCCCCUGCCCCUGCACCCAGCCAGAAAUAA
Manihot esculenta (cassava) is the source of this 657-nucleotide messenger RNA. Its product is annotated as cylicin-2. The coding region runs from base 1 to 657 and encodes 218 amino acids. The record is from RefSeq and is a predicted model, not a curated record. The transcript is spliced from 4 exons. NCBI's taxonomy places the organism in Eukaryota, Viridiplantae, Streptophyta, Magnoliopsida, Malpighiales, Euphorbiaceae.